This is a messenger RNA of Blumeria graminis f. sp. triticale, 468 nucleotides long. NCBI's taxonomy places the organism in Eukaryota, Fungi, Ascomycota, Leotiomycetes, Helotiales, Erysiphaceae. The record is from the annotation of a GenBank genome assembly.
AUGCAGAUUUUUGUAAAGACUCUCACCGGGAAGACUAUCACCCUUGAGGUGGAGUCUUCCGAUACCAUUGAUAACGUCAAGACCAAAAUCCAAGACAAAGAAGGAAUACCCCCUGACCAACAACGUUUGAUCUUCGCAGGAAAGCAGCUUGAAGAUGGACGAACACUCGCAGACUACAAUAUUCAAAAAGAGUCUACCUUACAUCUUGUUCUACGUCUUCGAGGCGGAGCAAAGAAGCGCAAGAAGAAGGUUUACACAACUCCUAAGAAAAUCAAGCACAAGCGAAAGAAGACAAAGUUAGCUGUGCUCAAGUAUUACAAAGUGGAUGGCGACGGAAAAAUUGAGCGUCUUCGCAGAGAGUGUCCAUCAACAGACUGCGGUGCCGGUGUUUUCAUGGCUGCUAUGCAGGACCGUCAAUACUGUGGACGAUGCCAUCUAACUUACAUAUUUGACGAUGCUGCCAAAUAA